GGCGUGUGUCGCUUCAAGUGCGAGCCGGAGAGGUCAAGAGAGUAAAGCCUCGAGGGAGCAGAACACCUGGCUGGUGACUCGGCCUGGCCAAUGGACGCAUCGCCUGGUCCCAUCUCGACUCAUCUUGGUCCCUUCGUCAUCCUCUCAUGAGGUUCACCAGUGUCUGUGAAAGAAAGAGGAAACACGUUGAAACUAGAGUCAUGAAAUAAUAAAUUCCUCCCUCCCCUCAAUCCUCCUCCUCGAUGAACGCCCGAGAGUCCGAGAUUGCUGUACAGGAGGAAGGGAAGAUGCGAGGGACGAGCAUGUGAGUGUGGGGAGGCGGGCACUGGGGUGUGUUCGGCGUGUGUCUGUGGAAAAAUAAACGCAGCAAACACAUGUGAGGUUCCGAGCGAGUGACGCGUGACGCUAUGGGGUGUCGGCGCGUGUGAGCCGCCAAGAAGAGUCAGCCUGCGCCCUGUGGCCGUGGUGGCGGCGGUGGCCAUGACGGCACCCAUGGCCCUGGCCGUGCCGGGCCCAGUCGUGGCCGACCCGCAGAGAAGAGGCCUAGUGGUGGCUUUGGGGAAGCUGCUCCCACUGCACCUCACACUCCUUGCCCUCACGUGUACAGGUGUGUGGGGCCAGAGCCAGGUGUUCCGCGAGGUGCCCCGCAGCGUGCGGGUGAAGGCCGGGGAGGACGUGUUGCUGCGGUGCGCCGUGGCCAACCAGCAGGGCCGCACACAGUGGACCAAGGACGGCUUUGCUCUCGGGUUCGAGCGAGGGGUGCCCGGCUACCCCCGCUACCUGUACCUGGGCGAGGCCAGCCGCGGCGAGCACCACCUGGUGAUCAAGGGCGCCACGCUGGAGGACGACGGCGAGUACCAGUGCCAAGUGGGACCAACCGACACCACGCCCCCCAUCUGGGCGGCUGCUAACCUGACAGUGAUGGUGUCGCCGUCGAGCAUUAGCAUCGCGGGCGUGGGUGACGGGGGCGUGGUGGAGGUGGAGGCGGGGCACACGCUGCGUCUGGAGUGCCUGGUGAAGGGCGCGCGGCCCCCCGCCUCCGUCACCUGGUACAGGGACGCCAUCACCCUCAGCAAAGAGCUGCACCGGGAAGAGGUGAUAUUGUCACAAGGAGCCCCUGGCGGUGGGACGCGAGCCGCCUCAGGAAAGUGGUGUGGGUGGCGGUUGAGGACGACGGCCAGGAGUACUCCUGCCGUGCCCUCCAUCUGCUUCCUGUUGCAACACUCCCCCACCUUCACCCUCGUCGCCCUCCCUCACCCUCGCCGUCCUGCGUAA
Messenger RNA from Eriocheir sinensis (Chinese mitten crab), 1275 nucleotides. Its product is annotated as kin of IRRE-like protein 2. The transcript has 5 exons. Bases 481 to 1275 code for a protein of 264 amino acids. The record is from RefSeq and is a predicted model, not a curated record. NCBI's taxonomy places the organism in Eukaryota, Metazoa, Arthropoda, Malacostraca, Decapoda, Varunidae. Gene Ontology annotation, cellular component: cell-cell junction. Gene Ontology annotation, biological process: cell-cell adhesion. Gene Ontology annotation, molecular function: cell adhesion molecule binding.